AUGCCUUCUCUAGAGGUUGGAACUCUCGGUGGUGGCACUAUCCUCGAGCCCCAGAGCGCCAUGCUCGAUAUGCUCGGUGUCCGAGGCUCGCACCCCACGAACCCCGGAGACAACGCCCGUCGCCUGGCCCGCAUCAUCGGAGCUGCCACCUUGGCUGGUGAGUUGUCUCUGUGCAGUGCCUUGGCUGCCGGUCACCUUGUGAGGGCGCACAUGCAGCACAACCGAAGUGCCGCCCCUUCGCGCUCGACCACUCCGGCUCCUCCCAUGACGCCCGUGUCACUGGCCAUGGCCAACGCCCAGGAGCGCUCUGCAUCAACGACGUCUAUGAGUGCGGCAGCGGUUCAGAGGUCGAAGCGAUAA
Molecule: messenger RNA, 360 nt
Organism: Ilyonectria robusta
Lineage: Eukaryota; Fungi; Ascomycota; Sordariomycetes; Hypocreales; Nectriaceae
Product: hydroxymethylglutaryl-coenzyme A reductase-domain-containing protein
Exons: 1
Coding region: 1-360 (119 amino acids)
Biological process (GO): isoprenoid biosynthetic process; ergosterol biosynthetic process; coenzyme A metabolic process
Cellular component (GO): endoplasmic reticulum membrane; peroxisomal membrane
Molecular function (GO): hydroxymethylglutaryl-CoA reductase (NADPH) activity
Source: RefSeq, a predicted model, not a curated record